Nicotiana tabacum (common tobacco) is the source of this 966-nucleotide messenger RNA. The record is from RefSeq and is a predicted model, not a curated record. Lineage: Eukaryota; Viridiplantae; Streptophyta; Magnoliopsida; Solanales; Solanaceae.
AUGUCGAUGGAAGGUAUUGUUGAUUUUUGUGAACAGAGCUCUUCAACUACGCUGAAACGAUCAAAAAGACAAUUUUCCACUGUUUGGGAUUCUUUUGUUAAGACGGGCUUCGAGAAGGCUGAUACAACUAUUUCGAAAAUUAGAGAAGGUGUUAAGCAUAUCAAGAAUUCAGAAACAAGAAUAAUGAAAUUUGUGGAGUGUCUUAGUAAUCUUGGUCUACCAUGUUCUAAGAAGCUACGUCAAGAUAUGCCUAUUCGAUAUGGCCUUUCUGAAGAUGAAUGGAAAAGGCUCGAGAUUAUAGCUAAGUUUUUGAAGCCAUUUUAUGACAUUACGACCUUGUUUUCUGGAUGUAAAUACCCCACGGCUAAUUUGUAUCUUCCUAACGUACGGAGAAUUGAAAUGUUGUUGGAAGAACAAAAAAACAGUGGAGAUUCAGUGAUGAGUGAGAUGGGCACUUUGAUGUUGGGAAAGUUUAAAAAAUAUUGGGAGUCAUAUAGUGUCAUUUUAUCUAUAGCUAUUAUCCUUAACCCUCGAUAUAAAUUGAAGUUUGUUAAGUUUUGCUUUUCAAAGCUUCAUCCUGAGGAGAUUGCUAAUGAAAAAGUGAAGGCUAUUGAAGAGAACUUACAAUUAUUGUUCAAAGAGUACUUGAUACCUUCGACUACAACCUCGUUAUCGGGGGAUCAUGCUUGUAAUAGUGGUAGCAAUGAAAUGAGGGAUGCAUUUGAUGAGUUUGAAAGUCAGUUUGAGUCAAGUAUCGGUAAAACACAACUAGACUUGUAUUUGGAGGAAGCUAAUCUUGACCGUAAAACAAAUCCGAAUCUGGAUGUACUUGGAUAUUGGAAGGAUAACAGACAAAGGUAUCUAGAACUCUCAUUAAUGGCACGAGAUAUCUUGAGUGUUCCAAUCACCACAGUAGCCUCUGAAUCUGUAUUUAGCAUAGGUGGUCGUGUCAUUGAAAAGUUUUGA